Molecule: messenger RNA, 1759 nt
Organism: Solanum tuberosum (potato)
Lineage: Eukaryota; Viridiplantae; Streptophyta; Magnoliopsida; Solanales; Solanaceae
Product: pentatricopeptide repeat-containing protein At4g01990, mitochondrial-like
Exons: 2
Coding region: 110-1561 (483 amino acids)
Cellular component (GO): mitochondrion
Molecular function (GO): protein binding
Source: RefSeq, a predicted model, not a curated record
GUAUAUUCUUUUUCAAUUUUUGUAGCCGUGAAAGUGAAACAUUUCUUCUUAGUUAUAAACCCUAGUUAAACCCUUUCUUCUUCAUCCAUCUUACUUCACCACAAAAGAAAUGGUGAGCAAAGCUAUCUGUUUGAAGCUUCUCCGAUCAACAACUUAUCGCCGAUGUUUCUCAACAGAAACGGCGGUGGCGGAGACCGUAUCAACGCCGUCCAUCAGCCAAAGAAAACGAAUAAGCGACGGUCGCCGGAAAUUGUCGGACCUUAUCAAUAGAGCAGACUCUGAAUCUAACUUCAAAGAUGCUUUAAACAAAUUGGAUAACGAAGGGGAAUCCAUACAAAAGCUAGACAUUAUUGGCUGUAUCAACAAUCUCCGUAGAACCGAUAGGUUUGAUCUUGCCCUUCAGCUGUCUGAAUGGAUGGAAAGCAGCAAAAUUAUGAUCAGCAAUGGUGAUCGGGCAAUACGGAUACACCUUCUUGCCAACACAAAGGGAACAGAUUCAGCCGAAAUGUAUUUUGACAGCCUGCAAGAAUCUGAAAAAACUAGUAAGACCUAUGGAGCACUUCUCAGCUCUUAUUGCAGGCAGAAAAUGUUUGAUAAAGUGUCAAAGCUUUUUGAGAAGAUGAAGGAGCUUAAUUUUACAUCUACUUUAAAUUAUAACAAUGUGAUAUCUCUUCAUUUAAGAAAUGGCCAGCCUGAAAAAGUCUCUGCACUGGUUCAAGAAAUGGAGCAGAGAAAUAUUGCAGUUGAUAUGUUCACCUAUAAUCAGUUGAUGAACAGUUAUGCUUUAGUGAAGGAUAUAGUAUCAGUUGAGGCUGUUGUUGAAAAGAUGGAAAAGCAUCAGGUAAAGUUUGACUGGCUCACAUAUGGAAACCUAGCUGGGAUAUAUAUCAAUACCGGCUACCUUGAUAAGGCGAAUGAUAUUCUCCAAAAGAUGGAGAAAAUGAAAGAUAUGCAUGACCGUGAAGCUUUCCAUACCUUAAUCACAUUAUAUCAGAAAACAUCUAAUCCAUCAGGAGUCAAUCGCUCAUGGGAAUUACUAAAGUCAGUUUUCCCAACUCCCAGCAAGUUUAGCUAUCUCAUCGUGCUUUUGGCUCUAUCCAAACUGGGGGACUCGGAAACCCUUGAGAAACGUUUUAGAGAAUGGGAGUCAGGUUGUAAAUUCUAUGACAUCAGAGUUUCAAAUGUGAUGAUGGAGUCCUAUCUUGACAGAAAUAUGAUCGAAGAAGCAAAUUUGCUUUAUCAGAAUGUGUUGAAACAAGGCGUUGAACCCAACUUAAGGACUUACGAUGCAUUCACAAAUUUCUAUAUAAAAAAUUCGCAGAUAGACUUUGCUCUGAAGUAUUUGGAGAUGGGUGCCAGCAAGGCAAAUCCUAAGAAAAAAGUUUGGUUUCCUAAGGAUGAAUCCAUCAAGAUGUUUCUAGCUUAUUUUGAGGACGACAAUAAUGACCCUGUUAGAGUUGAGAAGUUCUGCGAGAUUAUGAAGAAGAUUAAUCGCCUCGAUUCCAGUGUUUAUGACUCUCUUCUACGCCCAAACUCUGCAGCCUCUGAAGUGGAACUAUGAACACCUUCAUGGUCUUGAGGAAAACAUGAGAGGCUCAUUGCUCAAAGUUUCUCAACCCAGUCCAAGUGGUAUGGAAUCUGUCGAUCUCGCUCUACACUUCCAUGUUGCUAUUUUUAAUGCUCUUUGUACUUUACAUUAUUGAAGAACUAUACUGAUUUACCAAGAGAGUUAUGUCAGCUCACUAAUAUUUCUCGCCCA